Messenger RNA from Mucor mucedo, 384 nucleotides. RefSeq lists its product as uncharacterized. Gene Ontology annotation, cellular component: membrane. The transcript is spliced from 2 exons. NCBI's taxonomy places the organism in Eukaryota, Fungi, Mucoromycota, Mucoromycetes, Mucorales, Mucoraceae. The record is from RefSeq and is a predicted model, not a curated record. The annotation marks the transcript as partial.
CAACCUGCGCCUAAUUAUACCCUCGUAGUGACGCUUGUCAGUAUUUUUGUUUCUACCGCAUUAGCCCUGUUUCCCUUGGCCAAAUACCGUAACCAUCUUGUCCCCGUCCGAAACUUUUUUCUUCGUCCACGUACAGCCGUCAUCUUUACCUGCUUCCUCACGUUAGCUUGGUUCGCUGCCAUGAUCUCCAUGACUGUGCAUUCCAACGACGACGCCUUUUGUAAAUUAAAUCAAAAAUGGAUCAAAUCCGAUGCUAACUAUCCCAGUGCCUGGAUGAAACAGUGCAACUCAGCAAAGGCUGCUGCUGCAUUCUGUUGGUUCUCAUUUUUCGUUUGGCUCGCUUCGGCCAUUUGUAGUAUCAUUCUUUUAUGGCACGAGAAAAAA